UGAUUAAUUAACGCCAACUCUAGAUCUAGAUCCAUAACUUAUAAAUAUAUUUAUGAUCUAGAAUAGAUAUAGAAUUGUAUAAGCAUAGGCCCUAUUAUAAAUGGAAGAACAUAUAAGAAAAGUGAAAUAUAACAGUAGAUUAUGUAUUAUUAUUUAUAUUAGUGGCUUGUUGGAUUUCUUAGGAGUCAGCAUAAUUGUACCUAACAUAUUACCUUACGCCAGGAAUCUGGGCUCAUCUCCAACAUUGCUUGGAGUAUUAGGCUCUGUGUAUGGAUGUAUUCAGCUACUAAGUAGUCCAAUAGUGGGAAAAUGGAGUGAUUUAGUGACAAAACAGUAUAGUCUGUCUUUAUGCCUGUUACUUUGCAGCUUUGGAUAUGCUAGUCUUGGCAUUGUGGCUUCUUUGAUAGUACUUUUUUGUGGACGUUUUAUUUUAGGUUGUUUCAAACAUAGUCAGACCAUUAGUAAAGCUUUUUUAGCUGAUAUUGUCUCCAAGGAAAGUCUGCCUGCUGAACUUGGCAAAUUCAACUCCUUUUCUAGCAUAGGUUUUAUUAUUGGCCCAAUAAUUGGAGGUCAUCUUGCAGACAGCAGUGGUGGUUUCAUGCUUGUAGCUUUGGUUGCUGGAGUGGUCUUUUUAAUAAAUGCAGCUCUCAUUUGGUGGACUAUUCCUGCUGGCAGCCAAUUGAUAAAUAAACAGCGGCAAGAAGAUUCCAUAGAAAAUAAUAAAUUGUAUUCUGAUGAAUCAGACUUUACUUUUACCAAACUUUUAACUUCUUUUAAGGAAUUUGAUUGGGCUGAUCUUUGGGACCUAUUCCUCAUUAAAUUUUUGGCAGGAUUCUCUGUUCUAGUAUUUCGAUCAAACUUUUCUUUAGUUUUAAAAGAUAAAUACGAUGCCAACCAGAAAAUUAUAGGCUAUCUAACAUCUUACAGUGGUGCAGUGGCAACCUUGUUUGGUUUCUUCAUGUACAAUGUUAUUAAAAGAUACAGCAGUACAGCCCAAUUAUUUUAUCAUGUGACAAUUUUGCAAGUUUUUACAAUACUAUGUUUAAUGCUCUGUUCAACAAUAACACAACUUGUGAUAUUUUUAGCACCAUUGAGUGUUAUAACAUGCAUAUCAAGGGUAACUUCCACAACAAUCACUUUGAGUCGAAUCAUGAAUAGAAACACUGGCUCCAUAAUGGGUCUCAACCAAACUGUGUUGGCCAUGGCAAGAAUGUUAGCUCCAUUUGCUGCUGGAGUGGCUCAAGAAUUCAGUGUGGAUGGAGCAGCAUAUUUAAGUAUAUUUACAGCAAGUGCCAGUGUUUUGAUGAUGUGGUGGCGACCCCAGUGCCCAGAGAUCAGGAGGAUGAAAAGUCAGUAACUGUGAUUGUGUGUCUGUGUUGACUGGCUAGUAGUGUAUUGUGUGUGCCUGUACAUAAAAUGACCAGUUGACCUUCAUUGUACAUGGAUGAGUGAACAGCAAAGAAAGUUUGUAAUCAGGACUGUGUAAAAAUGGGUCAGAAUCACAAGAUGCUGAAGGAGGAGACAAAUAGAAGACUAAUAAAGCAAUGUGUUAAUCGA
Molecule: messenger RNA, 1557 nt
Organism: Biomphalaria glabrata
Lineage: Eukaryota; Metazoa; Mollusca; Gastropoda; Planorbidae
Product: major facilitator superfamily domain-containing protein 9-like
Exons: 8
Coding region: 101-1357 (418 amino acids)
Biological process (GO): transmembrane transport
Molecular function (GO): transmembrane transporter activity
Source: RefSeq, a predicted model, not a curated record